Molecule: messenger RNA, 3975 nt
Organism: Linum trigynum
Lineage: Eukaryota; Viridiplantae; Streptophyta; Magnoliopsida; Malpighiales; Linaceae
Source: the annotation of a GenBank genome assembly
AUAUUAUAUAAACAUAUUUUAUUUCUAACUUCUUAUUUUCAAUUGUCAAAAUUUGGUGUUUGUCAGAUUCCUGUGGUUGAUCAUCAUAAAUUUUGUUGUCAUUAACAAAUUUUGUCGCCGCAAAUAUUCUCUAGUAGCUACCGGUGGUUCAAUGAAGGAGAUGUGUUUUCCGGUGAGAAAAUUUGUGUUGAAUAGAAUUGAUUGCACCUUUACUUUAACCAACCGAUUACUAAGACUCGGUUCGCACCUCUUCAAACAAAGUUUGAACGAGGAUCUUUGAUUGAUGAUUUUUGGGAAUGAAACUAAAUUAAGUUACCCUUCUCCUGUGGAGGUUCGGUGAGAGCUCCAAACUACAAGCUACGUUUAUGGCUACUUGAUAGAGAAAAGCUAAAGGAUAAACUUGACAUGUAUGUUAGAGUGUUGGUUUUGGGAACCUUUGUCUCUGUCGACCCUUCCUCCUAUUUAUAGCUACGGGGAUAUAACCUUCGUAAAAAAAACCCUCUUGCACAACUCUCAAACAAAAUGUUUUCGACUUAGCUUAGCUCCGGCCAUCGAUUUUCGUCGGCCCUGCCUAGUUCCGGCCGCCGAAAAUUUUCGCCCAGGCCAGGUUCCGGCCGCCGAAAAAAUUUGGCCCACAGUCUGUGUUUGGAAUUUUUCGGAAAAAUUUGAUUUUAGGAGUUGAAUUUAGAGUUUAGGAGUUGAAUUUACCUUUUAAGAGUUGAAUUUAGCGUGUAACAAUUGAAUUUAGAGUUUAGGAGUUGAUUUUAGCAUUUAAGACUUGAAUUUAGAGUUUAGGAGUUGAGUUUAGCAUGUAAGUAUUGAAUUUAGAAUUGAAUUUACAGUUUAGGAGUUGAAUUUAGCGGUAAAUUAGCGUUUAGGUUCACAGAAAUAUUGAUGUGUUAUAUUGUAAUUGUAGGAAAAAUGUCAGAGUGGUUACCGGCCGAUCAUGAUUACACACAGGAAUUUGAGAAUGGGAUCCAUUAUGCUAGUGUGGAGUUAGCUGCAAAAGCAAUCGCUCAGGAGUGUGGGUUCUUUAUUAUCAGAGAAGCAUGGAAACCGAAUACUACAACACUACAUCCUGUCACUGUCCUUUGUAUGUUUUGCGACAGAAACAGUUGGAUCGUUAAGUCUUAUAAACCAGACCCUACGAAGGAGACGCGUGGGAUAUUAGUUCGAAGGGUACUGAUUGCCAGUUUCAUAUAUGUAUUAAGGAAGUAUGGCAAGAGAAUGGUCCAAACACAUGGGUCAUAGUAGGAGUGACAAGUCGUGUAACCGGAGCUAAUAGAGGGUUUCACAACCAUGAAAAGGUGUUGUAUCCAGAACAUCACCGACACAACAAAAAGUUUAGUGAGGCUGAAAAAGGGAGGUUAAGAUUAAUGAGGAAGGCGGAGGUGAGACCAAAUCAGCAGAAGACGACACUAAAUACUGAAGGGGGUGUGCAUCAUGAUAUCAAACAGAUGUACAACAGAAAUUACAAGACAAGAUUGGAUGAGAUGGGUGAAAUGAAUGCGAUACAGUUUGCGCUUCACAGAGCUAAACAGCGUGGGUACCAUAUCUUUUUUGCAAAAAGACGCUAAUAAUGUGCUCACUAAUCUAUUUUUUGCCCACCCGACGUCCAUUCAGAUGUUGCAUGCAUGGCCGUACGUCAUCCUCAUCGACUCGACCUACAAGACGAACAGGUACGGCUGGCCAUGGGUUGAGAUUAUUGGGGUUACUCCAGUCAAGAAGAAUUUCAACAUUGCAUGUGCAAUUAUUAAGCAGGAAACAAAGGAAACAUAUGAAUGGUUGCUGCGAUGUAUUAAAGGAUUGCUCGGUGAUACGGUUUCGAAUGUCAUUGUGACGGACAAAGAAGGUGGUAUGCUUGCUUCUGUUUGUGUGGUCUUCCCUCUCCCACAUACUGUCCACCUACUAUGUUUAUGGCACGUCAACAACUGUGUGAAGAAAAGGUUUGAGCAAUUACUAGGUGGAAUUGCAAAAAGAGAGGUAGCACAAGCGGUAUGGAAGAAAUAUUUCGACAAAGCUGCAUGGAGUUGGGCUCAGGAGGGUUUUCUUCAAAAGAUUAAUGAGCUUGAGAGGGUCUGGACAGAGAAGAACAUAGAUAUGGUCGACUACAUGCGAGGUGAGUGGUAGCCUCAUGGUAGGUCAAAAGCGUAAUGCCUCAAUCCUAUCUCGUAUUAAACCGGAAAGUCCGGGUAUCGUCUCUCAGGGACUGGUACAACCUUAAGUUCUAUCAAUUUUUAUUGAGCAAACUAUAUGUGAAAAUGUUUAAUGAGAUGAAACUAUGAUCUACUAGCAAAAUAAUUAAACAAAACAAGCAAAUUAAAAUGUCGGGUUUAAUUCAAUGGGAGAAAUCUCUGGGAGAAACACCGGGAUUCACUACCUAUCCUAUCCAGAUUAAUUCACAUAUCCCAAUCAAUUUAAUCCAUACCUCUACAGCCAAGAUAUCACGAAUGUGCUAGCUAUCCCUGUCGGGAAUUACUACGUACUAAAUAAUCAAUCCAAAUCCUACUGUCGUAGCUCAAUGAAUUAACUAUAUAGUCUGAAGCUCGAUAUCCUAUUUAAGACCGCAUAGCACCUUAUUUAAUCCACUGUCGCUUCGAUAAGUUACUAUGUCACAUGAAACAGGUUCAGUUAAUAGCGUUUCACUGUCGCUAAUAACCUAAUUAACUACAAAUCAUUGUAUUGGUGGCCAGUCAACACAAAGCAUUAAGAAAUUUCAUGCAAUAGAGAUUGGAAGAAAAGAAUCACGAAUCAAUCCAUCAAAUCAAGAAAUAGCUACAUCCUAUGGUGUUUCCCCCAGAAAUUGGGGUUUAGUUCAUGACGAAAUUGAGAUAAAACAAUAGGGUUUUGAUCAUCAUGUUCUAAAUCAACAAUAAACAACUAGUUCGGUUCAGAAAAUCCAACCAACUAAUCGCUCUCGUUGAACUCAGCUCAAGCCUUGGAAAUCUCAAUCGCCGAUUGAGAAUCGACUCGUCGCGUUUGCUCUGUUGCUGCCUUGCGCUUUCUUUCUUUCUCGCCAAGAAAUUCGCGUCCCAAAACAAUAAUCAAAAUCCGCCGCCAAAAUAAUUCACUCCCCCAAAAACCAAAAUAAAGUUCCGCCCAUAAUAAUCCCUUUCUCCGAAUUCCUUGCGCAGCCUUCUCCCUCUUCCACCUGGAGACAACCACCCUUCUUUUUCUUUAAUUCCAAGCCGACCCCUCCAAUGAUCACCGCCAGCCCAAAACCACUUCUGUCCGGCCCAAAAUAAUUGGUCCCAGAGCAUGCCGUCCCAAAAGCCUCACUCCCCAGCCAAGUCCAAUUCCUUCCAGCCUUCCAAUUUUGAUUCUGGCCCACUUAGGCCUUUUGCCCAAUUGAGUAUUCCACCAGUGAUUCGAGAAUUGUUUGCCGGUGCAACUUCUUUUUCGUGUUUUCUUCACCUGUAAUAUCAAACUCAUGGCACUAGGCAGUAAUGGUUUUUUCAACCAUUCUCAGGUUAGCGAGCCCUAAAAUAGCACCAAUUGGCUAAAACAUACCACAGAUAAUCACAUAAAGUCCAAGAAUCUGAUAUAUUAAAGCUGAAUAUCACAACCACACACUGAAUUGUUGCUUGUCCCUAAGCAACGACUCAAAUGACACAAACACAUAACCAACCAUAACAAUGACACACCACAAACUCACUAAUCAAACACUCAAACAAAACAAAAUUUUCCUUGUACUCUUGUUGUAAUCAGUAGUUUCUUUCUCAAAAACAAGUUGUGCUUUAAUGAUCAUACCUUUCACCCCACACUCAAGUUCUUUGCAACCAUUACCAUUGACUGACUCAAAUCCAUCAAAAACUCAAAUAGCAACACUCAAAUUCGAUCAUCGGUAGCGGGUGGUUAACAACUUAUGGUGCAAUAGUUAUUAGGAGAAUCUAACAACAUCAGUGAGGUGCAUAUCUCGUGAGGACAAUCUGGCUUACUCACACCAAUCAUAAGCAAUUAAUUAAGCAUGAGUCU